AUGUCAUUCACCUGCGCAAAAUGCUCCAAGCCGCUCGAAGUGGAGAUUGAGCUAGACGACGAAGACUACGACCAGCAACAAGAUGGCGAAGACGUGCAGAUGGGUGGCGGGCCAUCAUCUCAGACAGUUCCCGACGACGUGCACCUGUCAUGCGGCGAUCACUUCCACUGGGAAUGCCUUCUAGAAGCAUACGAGCUAGACAAGUGUCCGACAUGCGCACGCGGCAUUACUUCAAGUCCAGCCGCAGGAUCGGCGUCUGCAGCGGCUGCCAACCCACGGAUCCUGGUUGACAUGAACAAUGAAGGCGGCCUACAGCACCAAAUCGACAUUUUCCCACUACUGCAAGAAGAGGCCUACUUGCGCGCUUACCCCGAGGAGAGGAAAUGCCGCGCAUUUCUGGAAUUCUGCAGAGAAGGCGACCACCGCGCGAUUGCUGAACUGCUCAAGACGUGCUCAGAGGGUGCCGAGGAGGAUGACGAUGAACCGGACAAGUCCGCAGACGAAGUGCUCCGCUAUCAGGACUCUAUAGGCGACAUGCAAUCAGGUCUCCAUGCCGCAGUAGCGAAUGGUCAUCGAGAAGUUGCUUGGCUUUUACUACUUCUGGCCAGCGAGUACCCCGAGAAGGAGUUUCCUGCGCUUGUUUUCCAGGAGGCAGCGACUUUGGGAGUCAUGCGCGAGGAGCAGGACGGCAAGGUUGACAUUCGCAGUCUGCGUGAUGGGCAAGGCAGAACUGCAGAGGACGUCGCGCGAGAAGCUGGAGUGGUAUGGAACGGUUGGAUCGGAAACGGGCGGCUUUCGAUGCCUUGA
Molecule: messenger RNA, 807 nt
Organism: Fulvia fulva
Lineage: Eukaryota; Fungi; Ascomycota; Dothideomycetes; Mycosphaerellales; Mycosphaerellaceae
Exons: 1
Coding region: 1-807 (268 amino acids)
Source: RefSeq, a predicted model, not a curated record